Acipenser ruthenus (sterlet) is the source of this 3302-nucleotide messenger RNA. RefSeq names its product zinc-binding protein A33-like. The record is from RefSeq and is a predicted model, not a curated record. The transcript is spliced from 6 exons. NCBI's taxonomy places the organism in Eukaryota, Metazoa, Chordata, Actinopteri, Acipenseriformes, Acipenseridae. Gene Ontology annotation, molecular function: zinc ion binding; protein binding. The coding region runs from base 280 to 1716 and encodes 478 amino acids.
UCAGACGUCACUUACAGCGUGUAAGCAGGAAGUGAAGAACUCUCCUAAAAAAAAAAAAAAACACUUGUAACUAUUUAUUUAUUUUUUAAGUUCAGUCACAAUUAUCAACUAAAGACUCAAACGUAAACAAUUCAUAAUAUUAAUUAUGAAGAUACAAUGGUAAAAAAGUUCAAACCGCGUGUUUUUUUUCAGGAAAAGUAAUUGAAAGUGAAAGCCAGAGUCUUGGUUAACUUAGGGCAGCCAUUACCGAGACGAGCACAGUUAAGCUUCGUUUUAGACAUGGCGGACAAGUCUUUUUUAUCGAGUUUAGAGGACGAUCUUUCCUGCCCUGUGUGCUUUGAAGUUUUCACGGACCCUGUUACUAUUAAAUGCAACCACAAUGUUUGUAAAGCUUGUCUGACUCAGCACUGGAAAAGCAAAGGAAGUCAGGACUGCCCUGUUUGCAGAAGGAAAUCUUCAAUGACUGAUCCGUCUGUCAAUUUUACUCUUCAGAAAAUCGCAGAGUCCUUCCGAAAAGAACAACACAGUAAGAGAUGUGAGACUUCUGCAGGCACAGCCUGUGAUGUUCACGGAGGGAAACUGAAGCUGUUUUGCUUGAAUGAGGGAGAGACAUUCUGUGAAGAUUGUACUUCAGAACAUGAAGAUCAUAAGCAUGUUUCAGUGCAGGAAGCUGUGAAAGGUUAUAAGAAAGACAUUGAGACUGCACUGGAGCCUAUGAACUUGAAGAUACAAAAAUAUCAAGCAUUCAAAACCCAAUGUGUUAACCUGGAAGACCACAUUCAGAAACAAGCCCAGCAAACAGAGGGGCACAUAAAGGAGGAGUUUGAGAAACUUCACCAGUUUCUACGAGAUGAAGAAAAGGCCAGGAUAGCUGCACUGAGGGGGGAAGAGGAACAAAAGAGAAGAAUCAUGAAAGAGAAGAUUGAACAUAUAAGUAAAAUAAUAUCAUCCAUGUCAGAAACAAUGACUGCAAUUGAUCAUGAGAUGAAGACAGAAGACCUUGUGUUCCUUAAGACCUACAGAAAAACUAAGAAAAGAGCAAAGUGGACACUGGAGGAUCCACAGUGUGUUUCAGGAGCGCUGAUAGAUGUAGCCGAGCACCUGGGCUCUCUGAAGUACAAAGUGUGGGAGAAGAUGCUGGGGAUUGUUCAAUACACCCCUGUGACCCUGGAUCCCAACACAGCAGCACCGUGGCUUGUAUUAUCUGAGGAUCUCACCAGUAUGACAGACAGUAGUAAGAAACAUUACUUUCAAGACAACCCAGAGAGGUUUGAUUGCUAUAGCUGUGUUCUGGGCUCUGAAGGAUUCACCUCAGGGAAACACUGCUGGGACGUGGAGGUGGGGAACAACACUGAAUGGGUUUUGGGUGUAGUAAAGGAGUCUGCGAACAGGAAAGAGAAAAUCAUUCUGGAUCCAGGUGAAGGUUUCUGGGCUGUAGCCCUGAGGAACGAGGAUGGGUAUAGCGCUUGCACAAAGUCACACACUAAACUUCCACUGGAGGGAAAACCUCAGAAGAUCAGGGUUCAGCUGGACUAUGGUGGUGGGAAGGUGUCCUUUUUUGAUGCAAGUAAUAUGACACCUAUCUACAGUUUUACAGAUCUAUUUUCUGAGAGAAUUUUUCCAUAUUUCUCAUUCGGUUUAAAUGAAAAUCAAACUGAGCCCCUUAAAAUCUGCCCCAUGACUCUAGAGGUAAAAGUGGAAUUGCCCAGUAUUUAAAAUGCUGCGUUCCGCAGAGCAAAGAGACUGUUGUACAAACUCUCCACAGCACACACACUUCUGAUGCAAAGUUCACUGAUGCAAAGUUCACUUCUCUUCAGUUCAAGGGUUCAAGUUAGUUCUUAAAUAAUUACUGUUUCUGGUCCACUUUCAGGAGGGUUGUAAACACAAACCAAGUUCUCUUUUGCUAGCCAGAUUCAAUUACGAAUGUUCACAUAUUACUGGUGCUUUAACAAUGCACAAAUCAAAUCUCUGUUUAGAAUGAACAAAACGCAAUGCAUAAUCUGUGUUGAGUCGACCGGUUUGCUGAAGAGUACAUGACAGCAGAGUUCUUAGCAAGGUUGUAAUAGUGAUUUAACCCUAUAUAAGGCAUGGAUUGACAUUCUUGAAUUACUUCCUGGUGAUGUACAUUAUUACAGUAUUGUUCUGAACAGACACUAGUCAAUGUUUUGUACAUUAAAGCCAAAGAGAAACUCCAGUGUAAAUGAUCCAGAACCCUAUACCAAAAGAAUCAAAUUUACACUUGAAAUAUUGUGCCUGUAUAUCCCAUUCUGACAAUAGUCUUAUUGCCUGGAACACCAAAUAUCCACAGGCACUUGCUUAUAUUAUAAAAUACUUUGUAAAAUAUUACGUUUUGAUUCAGUGCAAUUCCUAGUGUUCUUGUGUUUGCAUGUGGAGUUUUGCUUCGACUUUUACCAUGAAUAAAACUUGUUUGGUGAGUGUCAUAUGUAUAACAGUAAAAAAAUAUAUGUUAUAUUAAUAUUUGAAAUUAUAAAAAAGUAACUUUGUAAAACAGUUUAAAAUGAGAUGUACAUUAAAAUGAUCGUUGAAAGCUGGUGCGAUUUUAAUCUGUCCUGGUGCUAACAAAGUUUAAUGUUAAAAAAGAAAAUCAUUUUAUGCUCUGUUACUGUGCAAAACAAAUAUUCAAAUGUGGUGUAUUCCAUUUCCCUAGACUUAAUAUUUGUGGUUCUGAAAGAACAGAAAUGUGUGUGCUGCAAAGCCAAAAAUCAAAAGAAAACAUUUAGCUACUACAUACAGUAUACACACCUGCACUGGGGAUACUCAUGCUCCUGAAAUAUCUCUUUAACACUGUGACAAUGCAUGCUUUCUUCUUGAGACUUUGUUCACCCUUUCUGACACUAUAUUUGGUGGAAACAGCAAGUAUGUUUCAACAGGACGGUUCUUGUGUGUUUGUUUCUCUAGUAUGUUUCAUCCAGGCUUGGAUCGUCUUCUCUCUGGCACCAUGGAUCCGAGCUUUAGAAAGUUCUGAGUAAGUAAUAUCAGAAACAUUAGGAUCCAUUGGUGCAGGGGAGGGGAGUGUGGUGGCUGCCAACGCAGAGCCACCAUCUCUUUCACUGCAGUAAGGCCAGCUAACCAAACGCUAUCUGUUGUGGUGUUGAGUCAAGGGAUCUAUCAUCGUUCAAUAAGAAAACCAGAGCGGAGCAAGCGAUUAUUUUUACAAAUAUAGAAGAAAAAGCAGAGCGGAGCAAGGGAUUAUCAUUCCAAAUAUAGAAGAAAAACCAGAGCGGAGCAAGGGAUUAUCAUUCUAAAUAUAGUAGAAAAAGCAGAUGAACCAGAGCAGAGCA